AUGAUGAGGCGCUCUCCAAUAUCAUUAGAGGAAUGGAUGUAUCAAAUGCUUCUCCGAAGCGUUGGCUUCCAUAGGUUCGUAAGAAGGGUAUAUUGUUAUGUUAAUGGGAUAAAACCAUUUAAUCAGGAGUCACGGACAAUUAAUUUUAAAGCGGGGUAUCAGCUAACGACAGUCCAUAAAAUACGAGCGUUUAGAAUGUUAUUUUGGGACGAACUUCGAGCAUCUGUGGGUCUACGGCGAAAGUUGUCUAAUCGUUAA
Eremothecium sinecaudum is the source of this 258-nucleotide messenger RNA. It is a transcript of the gene MRX7, whose product is annotated as Mrx7p. The transcript has a single exon. The record is from RefSeq and is a predicted model, not a curated record. The coding region runs from base 1 to 258 and encodes 85 amino acids. NCBI's taxonomy places the organism in Eukaryota, Fungi, Ascomycota, Saccharomycetes, Saccharomycetales, Saccharomycetaceae.